AUGGCACAAGUAAAACUACUAGAUUUCUGGGCUAGUGCUCCUGCAAUGAGAGUGAGAAUAGCGUUGGCUGAGAAGGGAAUAGAGUACGAGACUCAGGAAGAGGACUUGAGAAACAAGAGCCCUCUGCUUCUAGAGAUGAACCCAGUGCAUAAGAAAAUCCCAGUUUUGAUCCACGAUGGGAAGCCCAUUUGUGAAUCAAUGAUCAUUGUCGAGUACAUCGACGAGGUCUGGAGUGACAAAUCUCCUCUACUGCCUUCUGAUGCUCAUGAGAGAGCUCGUGCAAGGUUUUGGGUUGACUUCAUUGACAAAAAGAUUGGAGACCCAAUUAGGCAGUUGGUGUGGACAUCAAGCAGUACUGAAAACAAAGAAGCAGCAGCAAACGAUCUCAUUGAGAUUUUUAAAGUAAUGGAAGCAGAGCUUGGAGACAAACCCUAUUUUCAAGGAGAGAGCUUUGGCUUUGUUGAUGUUGCAGUUGUACCUUUCUAUAGCUGCCUCUAUACUUAUGAGAAACUUGGGAACUUCAGCAUUGCUAAAGAGUGCCCCAAGCUCGUUGCAUGGGGUAAAAAAUGCUUGCAGAAGGAAAGUGUGUCGAAGACUCUACCCGACCCAUAUAAAGCCUACGAGUUCUUUUUGGACUGCAGGAAGAAGCUGGGAAUUGAGUGA
This is a messenger RNA of Dovyalis caffra, 663 nucleotides long. NCBI's taxonomy places the organism in Eukaryota, Viridiplantae, Streptophyta, Magnoliopsida, Malpighiales, Salicaceae. The record is from the annotation of a GenBank genome assembly.